Molecule: messenger RNA, 2614 nt
Organism: Danio aesculapii
Lineage: Eukaryota; Metazoa; Chordata; Actinopteri; Cypriniformes; Danionidae
Product: GTPase IMAP family member 7
Exons: 5
Coding region: 730-2079 (449 amino acids)
Molecular function (GO): GTP binding
Source: RefSeq, a predicted model, not a curated record
CGUCUGAAUAGUGACUCGUUUAAAACUGUAUAAGAAGGGAUAUAAAUAGGAAUCGAUUCAAAGGAAUUAUCUCGGAAGUGAAGCGUCCAAUGGAAAUUAUGAGAAGAAAGACAUGAGGACCCGGAGCUGCGAGUCUGAUGCAGUUCACAACUUCGUUUAUGACUUGUUCAUUGGACAGGUGAGUAUCAUACAGGCCAGGAGUGUCCACAAUUGAAACCUGCCUUCUGUUCAUCAUCCGUGAUUCACGUGAGCAUUCUUUAGUGAUGGACGUCGCUCUUGCUUCUGAAUUGAAAGCUUUUUCGCCAAGAAUGGUGUUUCCUGUAGCGCUCUUUCCGACUCCUGUUUUACCAACUAAAACUAUGCGUAUCUCAGGAUCUGUUGACAUUUUAGAUGAGAAUUUGUGUUGUCAUAAUCAAAUACUGAAAUACUGAGGUGUGUUGAUGAGGAAGAAUUGUUAAAACUUACCCAUAGUGCUGGAAUAGCUUCUCUGCAUGGUUGACUUGCUUCUUCAAGGAUUUCAGGACAUCUGACAGCAGUUGGGUUGUUGAAGCCAUCAGUUCUGAGAGUUUACUACCUCCUGAUUUGACCAACCCCUUUUUUUACACGGGUUGUAUGACUGGAAAAGCUUUUACUUAAGCUAUAUAGGACGGGAGAUGAGAGGAGGUGAUUUAAAAGAAGAUCUGUUUUCUGAAGGGAAAAGCCUGGACAAUUUGACGGACUACUUUUGUUAUGGAAACCCCAAAGAAAUUGCAGGUUAUCCUGCUUGGUACAACUGGGUCUGGUAAAAGUGCUUCCGGAAACAUCAUACUCAAUAAAAAGGUCUUCAAGUCUUAUGCAUCUACUCAGUCAGUGACAGUAUCAUACCAGACGGCUUCAGCCACAGUGAAUGGAAUGGAAGUCACAGUCGUGGACACUCCAGGAUGGCACUGCACUAAAAUCCCUGAGGAUGAGGUGGCAUCCCAAAUAAAGACGGCCAUUUUGUCACUUAAUGGACCUUAUGCUUUUCUUAUGGUCUUCCCUAUUGGUUCCUUUACUGCCAAAGAGAUGCUAAUAAUUCCAAAAUUACAUAAAGUCUUAGGAGAUCAAUUCAUGAAUCAUACCUCAAUUCUGUUCACACACUCUGAUAACCUUGAGUCAAAAUCCUUUAAGCAAUUUCUAGAGGAGGAAACAGGACCAUUGCGGAGCAUUAUUCUCAGCUGUGGGAAUCGAGUGUUCACUUGGAACAACAAAGACAGUUCAUCUGUCAAGAAAAGUCUGAACAAAGUCUUACAAGUUCUGAAAGAAACACAGAUAAAGCAUGACAAUGCUAUGGAUUGCACCAACAGUAAAAGGCAAGAUGAAAAAAUGAUGGUUAGAAAGCCAGAACACAGUCAAAUUCCAUCUGAUGACCUGACAGGACCUUCAGAUGCACAAAAGAAGAGGCACAAGAGAGACAAUGCAGAUCCUCAGAACAAAACCACUCAACAAGUCAGAGUUGUUGUCCUGGGAAUGACAGGAGCAGGAAAAACCUCAACCAUCCAGACUCUUUUAGGAAAAGCUACCAAAACUGAAAGCAGCAAAUCCCUACUGUAUACAAUCAGCAGCUCUGGGGUUAAUUUAAUGUUGAUUGAUUCUCCUGGAUUUAACAAAGAAACAGAAGUGAACGAUUCAGUCUCUCAGUCUCUUUCACAUGCCACUCCAGGGCCGCACGUCAUUAUGAUUGUGAUUAAAGUGGGAGAAAUUACAGCAGAAACCUUUAAAAUGAUAGAUCACAUAAACAAGCAUCUUGACAAAUCAAGAGCACACACACUGAUCGUUUUCUCUGGAAAGGAUGAACUGAAAGACAAAGCUAUUGAAGAAUUCAUUAAGGAGAAUCCAGAGCUCGACGGUCUUCUAAAAACAUAUGGCAAAAGAUAUCAUGCACUGAAUAACAAGGACAUUGAGGAUCAGACUCAAGUAAAUCAACUGCUGGAGAAGAUUUCUGAUAUAUACCAUAACAACAAAGGUCAAUUCAUCAAAGAACAUGGUAAACGCCAGGAAAAAGCAGAGAAAUCGCAAAAAGCAGAAAAUCAAGACAAGUCUGAGGGGAUGUGGAUUUAAGGCUUCCAGGAAACAUUGGAAAAGAAAGAUAUGCAGAUAUUUUUGGUUUUGUUUGAUCAGCUUACCACACAUUCUAUUUCAACUGAAGAUGUCAGCAUGCAAACAAUAUUUGUAUUCAAAAUUUCAUUUUAUGUUUGGAAAUAUUCUCUCAGAAUGAUUGACAUUAAACCUUAAGUGUUUUUUUUUCAGUAUAUACUCAUUUUAAAGUCUGUCAGAACAGUUACAAUGGUUAACACGUGCUAUAAUUUUCAGAUUUUUUGUAUGAUAGAUUGAUCUACAUUUUUAUUGUAGACUGUUAGAAGUGUCAUAUUUGGGAGUCAACUUAACGUAUCUAUUAAAUAUAAUCAUUACAGUGACAUGUACUACUCAGGGUUUAUAAGUUUAUUAGUAUAUUAGCUUUAGAGAAGGCCAUUUCUUUCCGCCACAUGGAUUUUCUUUUCUUUUUGUAAUUUGCAUUCAGUUUACAUUUUAUCAUGUGAACUGUAUUUAAUUUUAAUUUUAAUAUUAUCUAAUGACUUGGUAUUUCUGCUAUUCA